AUUGUAUUUUUUGUUUAGGAGUAGGACCUUCGUAGGGCAAAGCUUCUUCUCCCCUCAGUCUAUAUUUCCCCUUCUCUCUUACACAGUCGUCUUUCUCUCAAUCUCCAUCGUCUUCUCGGUCAAUCCACCUUCCAAUCUCCACCGUUAACAGCGAAAAGUUUCAAUCUUUGAGACAGAUUUCUCUUCUUCCUUCGAAACCCAAUUCAGAUUCACUCACACAACAAUGGAAGAACAACUUACCAGAAGUGAAAACUCAGCAGUACCACACUCAGUAACAGAGUCAGCUAAGAGAAGUUUGACCCACCUAGAAGCUGUUCAAACCCACUUCUUCGAUUUCUUAUCUCUUUCCUCAGACCCAGAUGUCCUUUCCCAAAUGCCUCCAUUGCAACGCGCCCACGCGCUGCUCUUGUUAGCAAAAACCAUCACAACCCUAUUCACUUUGAAAUUGAGGUGUAAUGGAGUUGACCCAGAUGAGCAUCAAGUCAAAUCAGAGGUUGAGAGGUUGUGUUUGUAUCAGAACAAAUUAGAAAAGUUUGUUGGGAUGAGUAAAGCCCCAAUUAGACCUUCAACAAGUUUGAAUUUUGAGGCUGCAACUCGUUUUAUUCAACAUUCUUUGCCUGAUCUUAGUCAAGAACAGAAGAGGAGUAUGAUAGCUAUUGGGAAAGAGAAGAAGAAGAAUAAGAAUAAGAGAAAGUUUGAAUCAAGUGAGAAGAGAUCUGUUAAGACUGCUGCUAAGGAGUUUUUAGAAAAAGCAGCUUUGGAGCUUCUUGGUAGUGAUAAUGAAGGCAAAAUCAAGGGGCCUUUGCAGUUGAAAAAGGGUUCUGAAGAUGAAGAUAAUUCAGAUUGAAUUAGUUUAUCUUUGGUAAAGUUUUGAUUUUUAUGAAAUUUUUUGUUAUGAUAUAUGAGUUUUUAGGAUAAGAGAACCUUUGUUUGAUUUUAUUGGUUUUGAUCUUUUCAUAGGUUAGGAUCUUGUAUUUAUUUGAAUAUUGGUUUGUGUUUAUUUGAUAUAAGAGAUUGUUUUGUUGAUACUGAGCCUUUUACUGUUUAAAUCUUAAUUUGGGCACUGUAAAUUGUGCUGAUUUUUCAAAAAAUAAGCAUAAUCUCUAGUAUAAUUACAUUUCAAAAAUAAGGAGUUUUUAGAAAGUAAAAAAAGAAGCUUUGGAGCUUCUUGGUAGUGAUAAUGAAGGCAAACUCAAGGGACAUUUGCAGUUGAAAAGGGGUUCUGAAGAUGAAGAUAAUUCAGAUUGAAUUAGUUUAUCUUUGGUAAAGUUUUGAUUUUUAUGAAUUUUUGUUGUUGUGAUAUUGUAUUUGAAUAUUGGUUAUUUGAUAUAAGAGAUUGUUUGUUGAUUUUA
Molecule: messenger RNA, 1352 nt
Organism: Cannabis sativa
Lineage: Eukaryota; Viridiplantae; Streptophyta; Magnoliopsida; Rosales; Cannabaceae
Exons: 1
Coding region: 224-847 (207 amino acids)
Biological process (GO): maturation of 5.8S rRNA; regulation of gene expression
Cellular component (GO): exosome (RNase complex); nucleolus
Molecular function (GO): DNA binding; RNA binding
Source: RefSeq, a predicted model, not a curated record